AUGCGUAAUUUGGGGAAAACCAAAUGUCGCUCUCGUUUGCCAAGUCGUUGUACAUAUUAGAGCAGCCAUUCGGUCGAUGUUUGUGAAUGUGAUAUUGAUAUAGGUUUGUGAAAGAUACAUUGUGUAUGGUUACAUAACCAACAGGUCUUGUGCUUGCAGCUCUGUUCGCCGAUACAUUCACUGAAGCAGACGACAAUCAACAGGUAACAACAACAAUCGUUAACAAUCGCAGAAUAUGGAAUGGGAAUUUGAAAUUUAAGUCUACGUACUGACUUACUGUGAAACAGUAAAAUGGAGGACGAAGAUCAUGGUGCAGAAUACAAGUUUAUAGGCAGAGAAAAGCCGAUUGAGGACCUUGUUGAACUCAUUGUGACAAAGAAAAAACGUUUGAUCUGUAUAGAUGGAGAGCCGGGCAUUGGUGUGUCAAGAUUUGCCGAGUUCAGCUUGGGAAGGGUUGCGCAACAGCAACACCACACAUGCUUCCUCAUUGACUGUCAGAAGAUUCCAGGAAAGACUAAAGAAGAUGUUGAGGCAAACUUUAAGACACAUUUUGAAGAAGAUGUGAUCCAAAAGACUGCUGCAAAGUCAACAAUCAUUUUCGACAGCAGUGAUCGACUGGAAAUGAUAAAUGAUCUGGUGAAACAGUUUUCAGUAUUUCUUCAGCACAAUCAGGAAUCUCAUGUGAAUCUCUUGUUUGACAAUGUUGACCGGAAGAGCAAGGACAUUGUCCAGUCUUUUGUGAUCAGUGCUCUCAAGUCAUUCAAAACAAGAAUCACAAAUGUGACUUUUAUUCUGACUUCUCGGAUGAAGCUUAGUUUUGCACAAUUAAGAAUGGAGUCAGUGAAGUUAGGGCCUUUCACUGAAGAGGAAGUGAGAGAAUAUUUUCAUAAAAUCUUUGACAUUUCAUUCAGAGACGAUGUGUUCAGGAUUAUUCAUGGCUGGUGUGCUGGGAAUGUUACUGUGCUGUCAUUAGUAGGUAGAGAGCUGACUGAUCUGAAAGACAUGUCCUUUGACCAAGAAGACUUCUCAACUGUCAUUGUCCAAGGGUCAUCGCAAGAUGCUUUACGCCUCGUCAACAGUGAUGGCUUGGCCGACCAGGAGAAAUGGAGUGAGAUUUUCGCAAAAUUCUUUGAACAACUGUCUCAAAGAGCACAGGUCAAUUUGCAGAAAGUUGCACAGUUUGACAGGGACUUCAAAGCAGAGGAUUUGAACAAAAUGCGUCCAAAUGAGUCGGUGGCCCUGACGAAACACCGGGUUCUUGUAGAGCUGAUGAGGACAAAUGCUAUACGUCACAAUCUGACUGACAAAACUUUCCAGUUUGAUCAACUCAAAAGACAGUGGCUCGACACCCAGGAAUCAGGACCCGAUGAAGACCAGUGGCUGGAUCCGUCUAAUCCCAGCCAUGAGGAUGAGGUUCAAAACACCAAAACAGACCCCUUUUCUGAAUCUAUUGACGACAACACAAAGCAGCCUCUCAAAACAAGCGACCAGGCAGGUGGGAAUGCCAAAACUGACCGCUUAACUGUGAAGGAACUUUUGAGGCAAAGGAAUAUGGAGCCUGAAUGGAGCCUGCCCGGUGGCUCAAAUGAAUCGACAGAUGAGCCCAAGAGUGAAACUCCUGACAUUGCAGGACCUGGGCCCCUGGAGCCUACAGCAAGAUCAGUUAGAGGUGACAAUGUCACCUUCAACAUUGUUGCAAGUGAUGACAGACCUGCUGCAUCUUCCACUCCACAUCUGUGUCAGUCACAAGGAUGUGUUAAUCUACAGGAUGAUCGUUCUCCCAAAGAAAAACUGCCUGAGCGCUUCAAGGAAAUAUCAAUAAAACCAAGUAACCUUGACAGUGGUACCAAUGGUUUUGAAGGGCAGAGUGUAGAUUUAAGGGAGUUCAAUGGUCAUGCCAAUCAGACCAGUAGGCAACUGAGUAACCUUGACAAUGGUCCUAAUGAUUUCAAAGGGAGGAGUGUAGAUUUACAGCAGGUCAACGGUCAUGCAUAUUCAACCAGAAGGCAGCACAUGCUUUCUGAAAGUAGUGCUGAGAGUUUUGAAAACAAUGAACUGCAACCUAUAGCUACAACAGCCAUACCUUUUACAAAAUCAGCAUCUAUCCAAGAACAGGAUGAACCUCAAAGCCCUAACGCAGUGAUCAAAGAAAAAAGAUCUGCUUCUGUGGAUGGUGAUAUUCCAAAGUCAUCCUCUCAGCAUGGUGAACAGACACCACCAUGUAGAAUGACACAAUCAUCUUGGGCAAAUGUACCUUCUCCGAAUGACCGAAUAGAAUCUCAGACUCUUGUGAAAUCAGCACCUUUGGCUGUCAUGUCCAAUCAGCCAAGAGAACCCUCCAAAGUUCAAGGAUGUGACCAUGAAGAGUUCAUAUCGACCUCAGCAGGGCCCUUUGCCAUGACAAACAACUUAAAGGCAGAAGGUCAUCGUAGAAAUCUACAAAAACAGGAUGCUGUAGAUGACAGUCACUGUCAGGUUGGGAGGCAUCUAGAACCUUUAGCUCAGAAGACAGGACCAGUGAUGGGAAGAAGGGUAGGUGGGGAGCAACACUCAGAAGGGCAUCCAGACCUUGCAUCAGGGAUGAGACACACCUCCUACUUUGCCUCAAAGACACCUGCAACUGUUCAGCCUCCACCUGACCCCCAUUUUUAUCGGGGAGUGAACAGAACUGAUGAAGGGGCUCCUGCAACAUUGCUGCCGCGGAGCAUCAGCUCGAGAAGACCAGACACCUCAGGGGCUGAAGAGGCUUACCAGGACACCAGCUAUCAAGACCAGCAGUUUGUCACACAUGGUAACAAGCCUUUUGGUGCACAGAACAUUCAGAAUUCUAGUGUUGCUUAUGUUCAACCAAUACAGUGCACUUCAGGUGGACUGUCACAGGGUUACACACCUUCUGAGCAGUGGAACAUCCAGUUUCCCGGCUUUGACCAGUCAGCCAUUUCACCUGCACCACCAAACCAGUUGUUUCAACUAUCCUCAGCUGAUGGUCUGGAACAGGCUGUAGCAUCUGAAUACCUGCAGCAGGUGCCCCUUCACAGACCACCUUGUCCAGGGAGGGCUGUCACACUGAACUCACAGCAUUAUCCCGGGAAUGGUCUACCACUGAAUACUCAGUCUCACUCCAUGAGGGGUGUGACAUGGAACACACAGGCUCACUCUGGGAGAGGUGGACAAGGACACCAUCAUGUCCAGCAACAAUCAUCUACUCAACUCUUCAAUUCUGAAGUGGUGCCACUGUCUUUACAUGCCAAUGAGGACAGUGCUUUCCCUCCUGAUUCAGCACAGAGCCACCCAAUUGCAAGCUUCCCAAACCACACCAGUAUAAUGACACCGUUCAGCACUCAGCAGAAUCAGCAUAGAGCUGCAUCCUCAGAGUCUUCCAGCAUACGCUUGCUACCGCGAGGACCUCAAGGUCCGCGAGAACCACAGUUCAGAGCUGUUGCUUCUCAACCACUACAACACCAAACUCAGAACACAUUUCCCAGUAUCUAUAUACAUCCGAAUGUUCAGCAGCAGCAACAACAGCAGCAGCAGCAACAACAGCAGCAGCAGCAAUACUACUAUCCGCAAUACUACUACCUUCCCAGAGAAAUGACCCAGCAACUAUUGAUGGGUGUCAUGCAACCAGAGAGUGCAGCAUUCAUCAACCAUCAGCAUUAACUCCUGUGGGUAGUCUGGGUUAGAAUUGGUCCCUAGGUACCUGGGUGGCCAGGCUUGUGACUUGAUUUAUUGGAUGAAAUGGCUCUGAAACUAUUAAAGGUCUACCUAGCAUUCCAGAACAAGGUGUUGUCAAAACUUUGCAAGUAUUCCUUUUGUGGGCCUUUGCUUCUGGAAAUAUGACUUGAUAGCUUAUUGACUAGUUUUAAUGUACAGGUAUAUAUUUGUUUAUUUAUAGGGGUCUGGCAAAGAUACACAUGCUUUUUGUAUAAGCAUUUUUUCUACAUCAUUUGCAUGUUUUAACAAAGAUGUUCAGCUUGUUCUGUCGCUCAAGUUCAGAUAGUUGUAAUGGUUUGUUGGUUUGUUGUUUUACGCCACCCUCAACAAUAUUCCAGCUAUAUGACGGAGGUCUGUAAAUAAUCGAGUCUGGACCAGACAAUCCAGUGAUUGAUAUCAUGAGCAUAAAUCCACGAAAAUAAUUACUCCAGACAUGGUGUAUUGUGCCAAAUUUCACCAUAGGUCAGAAUCACUUUUCACUUUGCCAUAGAAAACACGACUGCCAUCAGAGGCAAAGACGUGUUUCUGUCUUCCCAUGACUUCUGAAAGUAGGGCUCUGACAAAUACUCAAAACACUGGUCGGGUCUCGCGGAACUCGAGUACCCGUCAUGGGGACAUAACUCAUACCUGCACUUCUCCAACAUACGUGUUGCAGACAUGGAAAAGAAGCAAUACAGUGUCGGAAAGUAUUUCGACAUAGAUGGUGCGGAGAAUAUUUUAAAAAAACUGUUGAUUUUGUUGCAUAUAACCAGGUAAUCAGGUACUCGUUCUGGUUGGUAUUUUUGGGUAUGGGAACUUGAGUCCAUGUUUUCUUCCCAUCAGAGCCCUGUCUUAAAAGGAUUUCCUUCUAAUGUUUUGAGUUAUGCAUCAUUCUCCCUGCAACGACUUGAUGUGUUUAUAUUUUGUGUGUAGUUUUGUAGUUGUGUUUUUAUUAAAACAUGGUUGCUGGCAUCAUCAGAGUUUUAGAGGUGCUGCAACUGCUUCCUGUUGAGCUGAUAUCACAUUUAAUUUAUUUGAAAUCUAAUUGUAAGUUUGAAUAUACAACAAUAAUUAUUACAAUAUAACAAUAACGACUCAUGUAUGUAGACGUAUGAUCUUGGCCAGAACAAUGAGUGCAGACCUUUAACUGCUAUUGGUUACAUGUGACACAUACAUUGAAUGAUAUUUUUUGUAUUUAUGUAUCAAAAUUUGUUGACCACUUUUGUUGUCUGGUUUAUGUAAUACUCAGAGCAGUGCUCACUAUUAUUGACUAUUUAUUGUGAAGAUUGAUUUUUAUUGACACUAUAUUACUGGGUAUUAAUUAGUUAUAAUUGCCAACUUUUUUGCUGACUGCGUUUUUUAAGUGUAUGACAAUAUAUUAUAGAGAUUAUUGAUGACAAUUGGCCAUGCAUCUGAAAACCUUAAGGUCGCUGGGGUACUAUUUAUCAAAGUUUCCUUGAAUAGUAGACUAUGUUGAGCUUUUUAUUCCCUCCUCCAGCAUAUGAUAUAGUCGAUGCCUUGUCUGUCUGUUCAUCCGUAAUCAUUUCAUUUCUGGAACGUAACUCGUAAACCGUUCAAUAUAUUGCAACAAAAAUUGGUAGAUAUUUCUAAAAGAUCCUGAAGUGCUGCAUUUUGCUAUUUGAGGAUUUUUAGAAUAUUUAUUUUUCCUGUUACCAUGGCAAAAAGUUUGAAUUUGACUGUUCAUAGUUAUUUGUACCUGAUGUAGAAACACAAAGUUCCAAAUCCCAAUUCCAUAGUAUUUUGUCUCCCAUGUUUCAGCUCACCCAAGUAAAUACCAA
Haliotis rufescens (red abalone) is the source of this 5492-nucleotide messenger RNA. RefSeq lists its product as uncharacterized. Bases 292 to 3660 code for a protein of 1122 amino acids. The transcript has 6 exons. The record is from RefSeq and is a predicted model, not a curated record. Lineage: Eukaryota; Metazoa; Mollusca; Gastropoda; Lepetellida; Haliotidae.